Messenger RNA from Gongylonema pulchrum, 1206 nucleotides. Lineage: Eukaryota; Metazoa; Nematoda; Chromadorea; Rhabditida; Gongylonematidae. The record is from the annotation of a GenBank genome assembly.
AUGGCGAAAGUGUUAGAUGAGACGCCGGCGCUGAUCAACGAAAUGGAUUUGCAGAUAAGCCAGAUGACGUUCAGUUUUCUUAGUCAAAUAACGGCUCUACAUCCAUCUUUGAUUGAUAAACCUCUGCCACGUCUGCUUGAGGCAUGUGUGUUGUUACUGCAAAGUUCACUGCUGCAGGGCGCCACGUUGGCAGCCGCAUUAAACUUCAUCGAAGCCAUCGUUUUUGCAAAUAUACCCCGAAAGCCUUCGUUUGAGGUAUGGAUGAUCGUUUUGCAGGAACUACUGGACCAUUUGACGGCUCCAGUUUAUGAUCAUCCAGUACUUCAUCGCCAGGCCUAUCGCUCCAUAUCGGCAUGUACAGCUGCAGUAGCCUGGUCUUUCGGUCAGCCGGAGCGUUGCCGUGGUUUGGCGGUUAAACUGACGGAACAGUUGAUGUCCGACAGCACACCAGAUGGAGUGCGAUUGUUCUCGCUGCUUUCAGUUGGCGAAUUGGGAUGUAAAUGUCCGAACGUCUACGAAGGCUUUUUCCCGAUGCCAGAAGAGCUGUUGUUGAAGGCUUUUAAUUCGACAUCGCAGGAGGUGAAAACUGCUGCUUCGUAUGCGCUGGGCCGGCUUGCUAUUGGAAAUCUGGAAAAAUACCUUCCAUUCCUGCUAGAACAAAUCAACUCUCAGCCAAGACGCCAGUAUCUUCUACUUCAUUCCCUUAAAGAGGUCAUUGGUUCAGAAAGUGGAGACUUACGAGCAGUGGAAAUCUUCCGUCCAAGGAUUGAGCAGAUUUGGCCGGUUUUGGCAGUCCAUGCAACGGCACCAGAAGAAGGCACUCGAAAUGUUGUUGCUGAGUGCCUGGGCAAAUUGUGCCUCGUUCAUCCAGAACAGCUGCUCUCGCGGCUUAAGGUUAUUCGAUUGCCAAAUAAGUUUAAGGAGCGGACUGCGGUGGACGAUUUGUUGCACUCGUCGAUUGCCGAUUUCCUGAAAACAGUUAAUGAUAGCGACCUGAACGUUCGCCGCGUAGCAUUGGUGGCAUUCAACUCUGCUGCGCAUAACAAACCGCGAUUGAUUCGUGACUUAUUGGAUAUCUUAUUACCUUCGCUGUACGGUGAAACAGUUGUGAGGAAAGAAUUGGUUCGCGAGGUGGAGAUGGGGCCGUUCAAACAUACUGUUGAUGAUGGAAUUGAUUUGCGGAAGGCUGCUUUUGAGUGGUACUAG